This is a messenger RNA of Cheilinus undulatus (humphead wrasse), 1853 nucleotides long. RefSeq names its product sialic acid synthase-like. The transcript is spliced from 6 exons. The record is from RefSeq and is a predicted model, not a curated record. The coding region runs from base 96 to 1175 and encodes 359 amino acids. NCBI's taxonomy places the organism in Eukaryota, Metazoa, Chordata, Actinopteri, Labriformes, Labridae. Gene Ontology annotation, molecular function: N-acylneuraminate-9-phosphate synthase activity. Gene Ontology annotation, biological process: carbohydrate biosynthetic process.
UCUCCAAGGCACAACUCACCGCCCCCCCCAACGGCCAUCUUCUCUGCCAAACAGUAACUUUCUCAGGUUGUUAUUUUCCAACUGUUGUGAUCAAAAUGCCUCUGGAGAUAGAGCUGUGCCCCGGCAGAAAGGUUGGAGGAGACAACCCAUGCUUCAUCAUCGCAGAAAUCGGACAAAACCACCAGGGAGACAUUGAGAUUGCUAAGGAAAUGAUCAAAAUGGCAAAGUGCUGUGGUGCAGAUUGUGCCAAAUUCCAGAAAAGUGAACUAGGGAAUCGAUUUAACAAGGAAGCCUUGUGUCGCCCGUACACCUCCAAAAACUCCUGGGGGAAAACUUAUGGUGAACAUAAGCAGUACCUAGAGUUCAGCCAUGAUCAGUACAGGGAGCUGAAGAAGUAUGCAGAUGAGUUAGGGAUCUUCUUGACGGCCUCAGGGAUGGAUGGGAUGGCAGUGGACUUCCUGCAUGAGCUUGAUGUGCCUUUCUUUAAAGUGGCCUCUGCAGACGCCGGGAACUUCCCUUAUCUGGUGAAUACAGCCAAGAAAGGACGUCCCAUGGUGGUGUCCAGUGGGAUGCAGUCGAUGGAUACGAUGCGUCAGGUCUACAAAACAUUAAAGCAACACAACGCGAACUUUACCUUCCUGCAGUGUACCAGUGCCUACCCUCUGGAUCCUGAAGACGUCAACCUCAGAGUGAUAACAGAAUACCAGAAGGAAUUUCCAGAUAUUCCCAUUGGAUAUUCUGGCCAUGAGACUGGGAUCAGUAUAUCCAUUGCAGCAGUGGCUCUGGGGGCAAAGGUCCUUGAACGACACGUAACCUUGGAUAAGACAUGGAAAGGAAGCGAUCACGGAGCCUCUCUGGAGCCCACUGAGCUUAAAGAGUUAAUCCGUAGCAUACGACUGAUAGAGAGGGCCAUGGGGAGCAGCCUGAAGCAGAUGUUACCCUGUGAGAAGUCGUGCCAUGAUAAGCUGGGUAAGUCAGUGGUGGCCAAGGUCAGUAUUCCCAAAGGAACCACCCUGACUCUGGAGAUGCUGACGGUGAAGGUGGCCGAGCCCAUGGGUAUCAGUGGGAAGGACAUCUAUGAGCUGGUUGGAAAGACGGUGACGAAGGACUUGGAGGAGGACCAGACCAUCCUGCCAGAUGCCGUAGAUGAAUACGGCAAAAAAGUUAAAUGCUGAAGAAGGCAGAGAGUUGUGUAACGGGUAAAAUGGUGUUUAAUUUAAUAGGAUAUUUAAUGAAAUAAUUAGAGCUUUUAUAUCUUUUACAGCUUAACUGAAUGGCAGCUGGUGUUCUUUGUUUUUUUCAAAGCUUCUCAAAUAUCUGAUUUGCCCCUUAGUUCUCCUUUGCCAGUGGAUUUUAAAAUUUAAGAUGCCUUAAUCCCUCAUUGCCCUUAUUAUCCUACUACAUGAGGUACAGUGGUAGUCCUGUACUGUUGUUGAACAUAAUUUGCUCUAUAGUUUUUGACGUGCACUGAGGUGAUUCAGUAAGUAUCAUCCAUGUUAUCACACAGUGGUGAGAUCUUAAAGCCUGUUUACCAAACAGUUGUUAGAUGGUCAAGUGGUGCAAGAGAGACUCAAGCCAUUAAGGGUUUGUUUUGUACUGUAAAGCUUUUGCUUGAUUAAACCCUGAGAGGAAAUAUUCACAGACUUAUUUACAAAUGUUUUUUUAAGUUUUCUACAUGCAUUGUAUUUUUGAAAUUGGGAUCAUUCCUGAUGUGCACUCUUAGACUUAUUUAGCUUUUUUGAUCAUAAACCAGAUGAUUGAUCCGUCUGUUUACAGUGACUCACAGUGUCUUUAAAUUGUGUUUUGGGGAAGGAGAAUGAAACACAUUUAUGAACUUUGUCAUUUGGGAUCAC